AUGUAUGAUCAACUAAGAUCAAUUGAAUUAUCAAUAUAUGCUAUUGUUGAUAUGCAUGGAGCUAAUGUUAUCCGAACAUGGACACGUUUAGCUUCUGUAGCUAUUAUUGGUUCAACACAAAUUAUUAUUCUUCAUCCUGUAGAUUGGCCAAUAGACAGCACAAUUGUUAUUACAACAAUAGGAAAUUAUUUAACUCAAGGAAAAACUGAAAUAUGUACAAUAACAGCUAUAUCAUCGAAUGGACUUACAUUAACAUUAGAUUCAGCAUUAGUCAAUACUCAUUUAGGCUCAGUUACUCCAUCAUCGAAUUUAACAAUUGAACUUUGCCUAACCGGUUUUAAUUCAGGUGAAUUUGCUGUUCAAACAUGUUUUCUAGGUCGAUAUGGUGAAGGAAUUGGUUCAGAUCAAUAUGGCGCAACAAUUAUGGUUUAUUCUAGUUCUGAUAGUAUUCAAUGGUGGCAAGCUUUUCAUCUUGAUCAAUAUCCAGUACAUUUUCAUAUGAAUGGAAAUAUGAGUUUAUCAUAUAUUAAAUCAUCUGCUAUUCAUCAAACAUUUAAUCGAGCUGUUAAUAUUCAUACAAGUCAUUAUUUUACAGUUGAAAAUAAUAUUAUCGAUGAUAUAAUGGAUGGAGUGUUCUUUUUGGAAGACGAUGUUGAAGUCGAUAAUGUUUUACGUGAUUACUAUCCAAAUAAUAUUGUUGAAAAUAAUGCUGUUGCUAGUGGUACUCAUUUUGGUUAUUGGUAUUGUAUGGUUCGAACAUCAGAUGGACAAUCAUUUGCAAUAUAUCGAAAUAUUUGUCCAUAUGGACAAAUAUUUGAUCGAUUUGUAAACAAUAGUGUACAUAGUGUAGGACGUUUUGGUGUACGGAUUUUUCUUGACUAUUCACCAACUGUAGCUGGUAGUCGUUCAGCUGAUACACCAUAUCAAGCAGUAUUUGAUGAAUUAAUAGCAUGA
Messenger RNA from Rotaria sordida, 954 nucleotides. The record is from the annotation of a GenBank genome assembly. Lineage: Eukaryota; Metazoa; Rotifera; Eurotatoria; Philodinida; Philodinidae.